GCGUUUCUCCUCUCUUCUAUCUUCUGGUCAGCAUCACAACCUUGGAUCAGGCAUAAGUUUCACAUGCGAGACCACCAAGACGGCAAUUUGAAAGGCAUACUUUACCCAUGGCCUGGACCAUGGUAGUCUCCCAGUCCGCGGCUCGGCCGUUGUACACCGGGUCGCCGCCCCUUUUACAAACCCAGAGCAGCGAAGAGCCAGCUAUUUCUGACCUCCUGGGUCCGGUAACCUUCCGGUCUCUGUUCGUCCCCAUCAAGGCAUCCGCCCCGAAGCAAGGCCCCUCGGAACAUGCUUGGCCACAGCCCUCAAAGGAAAUCAGUCAUCACUGGAGAGCAGGCGGAGCCAGACUAAAAUCGGGACAGUCUGGCGGCAGGCGACGGACUCGCGGUACACCUCCAACAAGGGCUAUCGAAUGUGCACCUAUCAGCGACUUCCAUACACCUGAUAGCUUUCUAAACCUCCUUGACGUGCUUUCUUGCUCUGGGCGACCAACCUGUGCCAUCUGGCGGUAGAUAAGGUCGGCGGGUUCCACGACCGUGGCGAGGAGGACGCAUGGCUCUUCAACCUGGGGUUGAACCAUAUAAUCAUACGAGAAGUCUAUCU
Aspergillus homomorphus CBS 101889 is the source of this 603-nucleotide messenger RNA. RefSeq lists its product as uncharacterized. Bases 108 to 512 code for a protein of 134 amino acids. Lineage: Eukaryota; Fungi; Ascomycota; Eurotiomycetes; Eurotiales; Aspergillaceae. The record is from RefSeq and is a predicted model, not a curated record. The transcript has a single exon.